Molecule: messenger RNA, 558 nt
Organism: Cavenderia fasciculata
Lineage: Eukaryota; Evosea; Eumycetozoa; Acytosteliales; Cavenderiaceae
Exons: 1
Coding region: 1-558 (185 amino acids)
Source: RefSeq, a predicted model, not a curated record
AUGACAUCAUUUUUAAUUGAUAGAGGGAUAGCAAAGGCAUGUGUAGCAACAGCUAGUCAUGAUGUAAUUAAACAAUUCCCUAUAUUUCACAGAGUACAUAGUUACAAAGGCAAUCAAUAUUUAUUGGAUAGAAAUGGUUCCAUCAAGUUUAACAUCAAUCCCAUCAUCCCACCAAUAGGUGGAUUAAAUAGAAAUGUUAUUUUCUCUAUUAUCAAUCCACAACAAACCAACAACAACAACAAUAAUAGUAAUAGCAAUAGCAACAGGAUUGAUUCACCCAAACUUGGCCAAUAUAUAGAUAUCAAUAAAAAAUUACAACCAAGUGAAGAUGUAAUUGUGGCUGCACCAUCACCAGAAGAGGAAGAAGGAUUCAAACAAAUACCUCCAGAGAAACCAAUUUAUAAAGAUCCAAGACCUAUGGAUCCAAGAGAAACACAUCCUCAUCCAGGAACUCCUCCACCAAACCCCAAUCCACCAAACCCAUUUCCCAUUCCACCAAAGAAACUACCUCCAGAUGCAAGACCUGAUGAACAAUAUCCAAACCCAAUUCCAAUUUAA